AUGUACAUAAGGCGCGGAAGCUACGGUGGCCAUUUGAUUGCUCGCUCACUGUCCCCUGCAUCCUCAAAGCUUGUUGAACUCGUAUUCACCUUCGCUACCCAAGUAUAUAAGCUACAGAUGGUACGGUGGCCAUUUGAGUGCUCGUUCGACUCGUAUUUACCCUCGCUACCCGGGCAUAUAAACUGCAGAAACUGCGGUGGCCAUUCGAUUGUUUGCUCGCUCUCCCCUGCAGUCUCAAGGUAUACAAGCUGGAGAAACUACGGUGCCCAUUUGAUGGUUCGCUCACUGUCCCCUGCAGUCUCAAGGCUCGUUGGACUCGUAUUCACCCUCGCUACCUGGGUAUACAAGCUGGAGAAACUACGGUGCCCAUUUGAUGUCUCAAGGUAUAUCAGCUGCAAAAACUACGGUGGCCGUUUGUUUGUUCGCUCACUGUCCCCUGCAGUCUCAAAGCUCGUUGGACUCGUAUUUACCCUCGCUACUUGGGUAUAUAAGCUACAGAGGGUACGGUCGCCGUUUGUUUGUUCGCUCACUGUCCCCUGCAGUCUCAAAGUAUACAAGCUACAAAAACUACGGUGCCCAUUUGAUGGUUCGCCACUGUCUCCUGCAGUCUCAAAGUAUACAAGCUACAAAAACUACGGUGCCCAUUUGAUGGUUCGCCACUGUCUCCUGCAGUCUCAAACUUUAAAUGGCCUCGUUGGACUCGUAUUCACCUUCACUACCCAGGUAUACAAGCUACAAAAACUACGGUGCCCAUUUGAUGGUUCGCCACUGUCUCCUGCAGUCUCAAAGCUCGUUGGACUCGUAUUCACCCUCGCUACCUGGGUAUAUAAGCUACAGAUGGUACGGUGGCCAUUUGAGUGCUCGUUCGACUCGUAUUUACCCUCGCUACUUGGGUAUAUCAGCUGCAGAAACUACGGUGGCCGUUUGUUUGUUCGCUCACUGUCCCCUGCAGUCUCAAGGCUCGUUGGACUCGUAUUCACCCUCGCUACCUGGGUAUAUAAGCUACAGAGGGCUCGUUCGACUCGUAUUUACCCUCGCUACUUGGGUAUAUCAGCUGCAAAAACUACGGUGGCCGUUUGUUUGUUCGCUCACUGUCCCCUGCAGUCUCAAGGUAUACAAGCUGCAGAAACUACGGUGGCCGUUUGUUUGUUCGCUCACUGUCCCCUGCAGUCUCAAGGUAUACAAGCUGCAGAAACUACGGUGGCCGUUUGUUUGUUCGCUCACUGUCCCCUGCAGUCUCAAAGCUCGUUGGACUCGUAUUCACCCUCGCUACCUGGGUAUAUAAGCUACAGAUGGUACGGUGGCCAUUUGAGUGUGCGCUCACUGUCCCCUGCAUCCUCAAGGCUCAUUAUUACCCUCAGCAGCAACAAUAACAACAGCCCCCGCUCAGCGGGCCUCCUCCUGGUGCAAGACCACCAUCUGCUGGCAUUAAAGCACCACCAGCGUACGCCCAAGAACCUCUGCGUCCUCAAACAGGUCCUUAUGAGCAACUGCAACCUGGCGCAUAACCAGUUUGGCAACUCAGGGUACUCGUCCGCCUGGACCUCCAUCCCUGGUGCAAACAAAGAUAGGCCUUCCUUUAUCGCCGAUGCAGCAACAACGACCGCCUGA
This is a messenger RNA of Lentinula edodes (shiitake mushroom), 1611 nucleotides long. RefSeq lists its product as uncharacterized. NCBI's taxonomy places the organism in Eukaryota, Fungi, Basidiomycota, Agaricomycetes, Agaricales, Omphalotaceae. Bases 1 to 1611 code for a protein of 536 amino acids. The record is from RefSeq and is a predicted model, not a curated record. The transcript has 20 exons.